Molecule: messenger RNA, 3082 nt
Organism: Mercenaria mercenaria
Lineage: Eukaryota; Metazoa; Mollusca; Bivalvia; Venerida; Veneridae
Product: protocadherin Fat 3-like
Exons: 13
Coding region: 495-2456 (653 amino acids)
Biological process (GO): homophilic cell-cell adhesion
Cellular component (GO): membrane
Molecular function (GO): calcium ion binding
Source: RefSeq, a predicted model, not a curated record
CAUUUAACUCAGAUCUUUUAACAUUUUGAUAUUUCAUUGGCUAUGUUUACAUUUAACAUUUGCAGUCAAAGAUUUUAUUGAUUGAAUAUUUUGUAUGGCUAGAUUUUCAAAUUCAAACAUUUUGUAUUGAGAUUUGUUAUUGUAUACGGAACAAAAAAGAAAAAAUAUAUAAUCACAUCGUACAAUGAAAAAAUCUGUGUAUGUAGGGUUCGCAUCAAAAGAAAAUACAGGCCGUCUUUAUUCAAGUUAUCCAUAAAAAGAAAAGAAAAAAAGGAAAAUCUAAAGCAAAAUGACGUGGAUAACUUUAUGUAUUUUUUUUUCCCGGUGAUUUGAUAUCAUUUAAAUUUUGUAAAAUCUUAACGAGAAUAAGUUUAGACAGUAAAUAAGUGUAUCAGAAAAAAAAAAACAACAAUAGAGGCUAUGGGAAAUAUGAGAUUUUAGUAAAUUAACGGAUUUAAUAUUUAGUUCUUUUUAUUGAUCAUACAGUGUAAAAUAUGGGAAUAUUGUUUAUAAUUUUCAAUAUUGUUAUACACUCAUACUGGAGAUAUGCAUUUAACUUAGCGGCCGCCCCAGUGAUAAACAAUUUGCCGAACGCCACAACCAUCCUUGAAGAUACGUCAACAGCCGUUCGGCUUUACAUUCUAGACGUUACCGACGCCGACGGCGAUGCUAUUACGUGUUCAUUUGGAGCUGGGACUACUCCUGGGACCGGACAGACGAGAUUCAGUCUUAGAUAUGAAUCAACAACAUGGGCUAUCUACACGGUAGCAGGAGGCGUCUAUGAUUACAAUAGUCAACCGACUUAUUCUCUAGAGAUAGACUGUGAAGCCAAUGGGGACAAGGACACAUCAACAUAUGCGGUACAGCUUGCCGAGAAUCAGGUCCCUGUCAUACAAAACGUACCAGAUAGCGUAAACGUGUCAACUUUAACGGCGGCUAUAGGGGAUAACGUGUUUACAGUGAUUGCUGACGACACAGAAAAUGACCAAAUCACCUUUUCGAUAUCUUGUAGUCCUGCAACACCAACAUGUCCAUUUGAAAUAUUCGAUUCUGGUGCAAUACAACUGAAUGCUGAUAUUUCAAACUUCAAUAUACCUGGAUAUGACGUCACAGUUAGUGUUUCUGACAGCAGAGGAAGUGGAAUAGAUGAAAUUCUUACAAUACUCUUUACUGACAUCAAUAGUCCACCCCAAAUUCAGAACUUGGGCUCCACAAUCAAUGUUCCUGAGAACACCGUGCUUGGUAGUACAAUAGUCACUACGUUGUGUACUGAUAGUGACGCCACGGACACACUUAUUUACCUUAUGUCGUGUACUUCUUCCGGUUCCACUUAUUUUCAGAUAAAUUCUGCAUCCGGAGUUAUUAGUGCGUCGCCAACGUCCUUGAUCAACUAUGAGCAUAUUCUUUCCGGCGGAAGUACGUCAUUCACGUGCACAGUCACGUGUAAUGAUGGACGGGCUUCUGUCACGGCCACUGUAGGCUUUGAUGUAACGAACGUGAAUGAAGCUCCUGCAUUCAGCCAAAAUGCAUACAGCAUAUCCGCGGAUGAAGGAGCGGCCGGUACAGUUAUUCAGACUACAGGAUAUGAAGUAACAGAUGAGGAUGCAAGCGAUACGAAAGCAUUCACUAUGGACUGUGGAACAGCAACUGGAUUUUUUUCUAUUGACACGAGCACUGGGUUGUUGAGUUACGCCUCGGACUAUGACAUAGACGACGGUGUAAGGCCAUCUAAUGCCAGUUGUGUUGUAACAGUGACGGACAGUGGAGGACUUAGUGACACAGCAACAUUAUCUAUUACAAUAAAUAACCUUAACGAUAAUGCACCAGCGUUUUCAUAUUCAUCAUACGUAUGGUUUGUCUCAGAAGUCGAUCCUGUGGGUACUACGGUAGGGACCGUUAAUGUAACAGACGGAGAUAUAGGGACUUAUGGGGAUUUAGCAUAUAGUUUAGACCAGUCUUCUUUAACAACCGAAUAUUUCGAAAUCGACACGAGUGGAGUCGUGAAAAUAAAAAAUUCUAUAUCUGCACUUGGACCAGGUGUGGUCCCAACAUUUUAUGUGAUUGCCACGGACGGCGGUGGAAAUGCAACACGGGCAACAGCGACCGUGAUAAUAGCCGCUACUACAACACCAACGACCACGAGUACCACAGAUAGGUACAAGACAUUUUUUGACGACGGUCGAAAUAUCGCCUGGUUUACGGCAUGUUGUAUUGUUCUGGUUGUAACAGCGAUUGUGAUUGGCAUUAUGUGUUUCUCGUACACAGGCAAAUCGUCACCCGACUUUCGAUUCAGAUGUUGUAGACUAUGGGAGGAGCCUGCUAGAGAAUUACCACGUAACUGGGGUGAAGAUCACCGGUAUGAUUAUAAACGCAGGAGGCCACCAAGAGUUACAAGACCAAGGAGAGACCCGGCUAGGUUCGAUUUUUGGUCGGAAUCUUACAGACAAAUGGACUGAAAAGAAGAUUUUUCCACCAUUUCGGAACAGUGCCAACAACUAGUCUUGUAUCUAGAACUGCUUGACUGUGUGCAGUUUUGGUAUAUAGAGAAAACUUUAAAGGGUCAAUUGAUCUAGGAUUUUGAAACUUCGUUCGUGAUUUAAAGAUGACUUUAUCUUAGAUAUUAUAUAUUUUGUAAUUAAAGACAUGUUACUCACAUGAUAAGAAUGGGGAUUUGAAUAUUGUGCUUAAUUCUAAUUUUAAAAUGUAUGAAUCGGUAAUAAGAGCUUUUAAUCAUUCAUACAAGAAAAAAAUCAUUGCAGAAUUUUGACUUUUGACCGGCAAGGUUUGACACGAUAAUAGAAAUUAAUUCUCACAAUUUCAUCUUUGAAAUUUAGACUUGUUAGUCAAUUAACAUUUGUUGCGGAAUGAAGACUGGUCAUACAGCACAAACUGUUGACCGAAUAUUUGCAAAAAAUUGUAUGUAGAGAUUAAUGUAAUAACUAUAGUAAUUUCGUGGGUACAUACAUUUCAGAACAGGAAAAAUUAUAACUGUUUUAUAACUGAACGCAUUUUUGAAAUAUUCUCUCAGUAGGCAUACAGACACUAAAUAGGAAAAUGGCGCCAAAAAAAAAAUAAAAAGAAA